Molecule: messenger RNA, 1515 nt
Organism: Emericellopsis atlantica
Lineage: Eukaryota; Fungi; Ascomycota; Sordariomycetes; Hypocreales; Bionectriaceae
Product: general substrate transporter
Exons: 4
Coding region: 1-1515 (504 amino acids)
Biological process (GO): transmembrane transport; carbohydrate transport
Cellular component (GO): membrane
Molecular function (GO): carbohydrate:proton symporter activity
Source: RefSeq, a predicted model, not a curated record
AUGGGCAAAGCGCUGGGCACGUUUCGUGCCGUCUACCUCGUGGCGCUGUGCUGCGUGGGCUCGUUCCUCUUUGCCUACGACACGGGCAUCGUCGGCGGCAUCCUCACCUUCAAGUCGUUCCAGCGCGACUUUCGCUACAGCGAUGCCCAGCGAGCGUCCGUCGGGUCCAACUCGACCAGUCUGCUCCAGGCAGGCGCCUUCUUCGCCUGCUUCUUCAUCUGGCCCUUUAUGGCCAGGUACGGCCGACGCUGGUCCAUUGUCCUCGCGUCGACCAUCUUCAACGUCGGCGCCGUCAUCCAGACCAUCAACACCCACUCCCUGGCCGCCUUUUACGUCGCCCGCGUCAUCUCGGGCGUCGGCGUCGGCAUGGCCACCGUCAUCAUCCCCGCCUACUCGGCCGAGAUGGCGCCCAAGAACAUCCGCGGCAUGCUCGGCUCCAUGUUCCAGUUCUUCUUCACCCUCGGCGUCAUGACCAGCUACUGGAUCGACUACGCCGUCAGCGAGCACGUCCCCGACUCCACCGCCCAGUGGCAGAUCCCCGUGGGGAUGCAGCUCGUCCCCGGCGCCAUCUUGGGGCUGGGCAUGCUCCUGACCACGGAGAGCGUCCGGUGGCUGGCCAAGCAGGGGCGCCACGAGGAGGCCAUGAAGUCGCUCGCCUGGGUCCGCGGCGGCGAGGACGACGAGGUCAGGGCUGAGUUUGCCGAGAUUCUCGUCGGCAUCGAGGAGGAGGCGAGGGACAAGUCGGGCGUCACCUGGCGCGAGCUGGUCCAGGUGCCCAGCAACAGGCACCGUCUCAUCCUCAUCGUCUGCCUCCAGAUCGGCGUGCAGCUGACGGGCAACACAUCCAUGGCCUACUACGCCCCCCAGAUCUUUUCCCUCGUGGGCGCGGGGGAUAACAAGCUCCUCCUGACCGGCUUCUUUGGCCUCGUCAAGGUCAUCGCCUGCCUGUUCUUCCUCCUUUUCCUCGUAGAGCGUCUCGGGCGUCGCGGGUCUCUCCUCGCCGGCGCCCUCCUCAUGGGCAUGUACAUGCUGAUCGUGGCGGUGCUGACGGCCGUCUUCCCGCCCGACCCGGACGCCGGCCUCACACCGGCCUCCAUCGCCUCGCUCACCAUGAUCUACCUCGAGGCCAUGAGCUACAACAUCUCCUGGGGUCCCGUGCCCUGGGUCUACACGGGCGAGAUCUUCCCGAAUCGCAUCCGGGAGGCGGGCGUGGCCCUCGCGACGGCGACGCAGUGGCUCUUCAACUUUGUCUUUUCGCAGGCGACGCCGCACGCGGUCGAGAAUCUCGGCUGGAAGACGUUUGUCAUGUUCUCCGUCUUCAACUUUGCCCUCGUCGUCUUUGUCUGGUUCUUCAUCAAGGAGACAAAGGGCAAGUCGCUCGAGCAGAUGGACGAGCUCUUUGGCGGCAACGCGCUGCCUGACAGAGACCCGGAGAGCUUCAAGGUUAGUGAUCAGGGUGCCCAGCACGUAGACGGGGUGGGCCAGGAGACUGUUGUACCGGACAGGAAGGACUAG